This is a messenger RNA of Papilio xuthus (Asian swallowtail), 6764 nucleotides long. It is a transcript of the gene Pi4KIIIalpha, whose product is annotated as phosphatidylinositol 4-kinase III alpha. The record is from RefSeq and is a predicted model, not a curated record. Gene Ontology annotation, biological process: phosphatidylinositol-mediated signaling; phosphatidylinositol phosphate biosynthetic process. The coding region runs from base 100 to 6426 and encodes 2108 amino acids. The transcript is spliced from 37 exons. Gene Ontology annotation, cellular component: cytoplasm; plasma membrane. Lineage: Eukaryota; Metazoa; Arthropoda; Insecta; Lepidoptera; Papilionidae. Gene Ontology annotation, molecular function: 1-phosphatidylinositol 4-kinase activity.
GUCAAAAAUUAUGAAGUAAGACGGGGCGUCGAUAAUUGUAUUCUGUUCGUCAUUUCAAAUUGGAAAAUGUAAUUAAACUAAAACAGAUAAACAAACACGAUGGACGAACACGAAUUCUUCCGACAGACGGUCCAGCAUCUUGCCCGCUGUUUAUCCUGCUUGAAUCCAACACCAUGGGAGAAGGUGAACACACUAUUCAUGUUGUGCCCACAAGCCAGCUCCAAUCUACUAGUUACAUCUCGCAGUCAGGAGGCGAGUAUAGCACUCGGUCUGUACUUCCUGCAGAGCGGGCUCCAGCAUCAGGAUAAACUGUUACCAUACUUUCUGAAGAUCCUCAAAUGUUUAACUAAUGCACAGUUUGAAGAACCAUUGUGCAGGAUUAAGUUUGCUGACCGUAUACCAAUGGCAGAAAAAUUCAGUUUCUGUCUUAACACGUUACUAUCUGAUGUCGCGUCAAAGCAGGCUUCUCUACGAGAAGAGAUCAUAACAGCACAAAUAGAACUUAUGUCCAACCUCACAAAGAUCAUAAUCAGUUGUCACGAAAGCAAGGAUUAUAAGAACACUGUCUCCAAACUACAACUCUGCAAGAGUACUAUACCGACAUUGAUUGGUCUAGCUCGAUCUAUGGGCAGAUAUGCAACUGUGGACCCACCUUUACUUUGUAGACUGUUCCCUCAACCACCAAGUCCUGUUAAAACUAAAGAACCAGAACCAAACUUCGAGUAUUCAACGUUGGAUAAGAAGAGAAAGUUCAAUCAAUUCAGACCUAUCAUUCCAAGGUCAUUAUCAGGUAAUUUGAAUCCAAAUAAUGAAGGUAUUAUGGAAAAUGGCACAGACGCAUCUGAUAGUACUGGUGGUACAUUAAAACGAGGGUCAUUGCAUAGUUAUAGCUCAGUGCCUUAUGAUCCUACGACGUACUUCUUUCAUAAGUUUGGUUCGAGUUUCAAUCAAUUCCCGUAUAUGAGGUUUUCUGAAUCACCGGAGAAGAGAAUCAAUGUUCAAUUCUAUGUGACUUAUUUACAAUCGAUUCUUUCAUUGGCUAAGAAGCUGUUGACUAAAGAUUUGUUGGCAUUUCUGGAUGAAGAAGCGGAGGAUAUUCAUGCAUCUGGACAAAUUCAGGUUUUCCCAUACAAAUCCUUCUCUGAGACACUUAAUUUGGUGAUGGUGACAUUGCUACGAGAGAUUUUACAACACCAGAAAGAUUUACCAGGACCAUUUACCAAAGAUGUUCAGGAAUUCGUAAAAUGUUUAUUCCUGAGUGGUCAAACAGAGCUACAGAGUCGACAUCACGAUGCAUCAGAGAAGGAAGACAGGGAGACAAACUUUGCAACUGUCAAUAAAUUUAAAGUCAACGUGAUGGCAAACUCCGCAUGUGUGGAUUUACUUGUCUGGGCUAUAGGAGAUGAGACAGGUGCGGAUUCACUGUGCGGACGAUUGACUGAGAAGAUAAAUUCAAAUCAUAAUCACAAGUUGAUAUUGGCACAUAUGCCGUUACUGAUGGUCUGUCUAGAGGGUCUUGGUAAACUGGCUACAAAGUUCCCGUCCAUAGCCAAUACGUCUAUAUAUUGUUUGAGAGAUUUCUUAGUGACGCCUUCACCGAUAUUAUUCAAACUACACAAGCUGGAGAUAGAGAAGACUGGCAAAGAGCAUAUGAAAGUUACAUUGCAAGGUAAAGAAUUACAAGGUAUGACAUCAACCGGUGUACCAGUGAAGUCUACACCAUUCGAGAAACUUCGAGAUGCGGCCAUAGAGAAUCUAUGUGUGGCAUUGGAGGCUGCUUUGACUGUGGACCCAUUCUGUGUGCCCGCACUCGUCGGCUCCGUCAGUAAUAGACUGUUUACUGCUGAAACUAGUGAUAGUGAAUCUUCACUAAUAAGUACGAACAUAGUGAUAAUGCUGGGCCACGUCUCCGUAGCGCUUAAAGACACGCCGAAAACAACGGACACCAUCUUACAAUUCUUCCAGCAGAGGUUAUGUCGGGCUCCGUCGUCGUUGGACACGUUGAUAGUUGACCAGCUGGGCUGUAUGGCGCUGGCCAGUCCUGAGGGACCUGCACAUGAUGAGAUCAUGCGUAUGUUCACCGUCAUCACAGUAGAGGCCGCCAGUGCAGCGUAUCAUCAUACAGAUGAUAGAAAACAGUACAGGCACGUAUCGGGUGCGGUGUUGAACGCGCUCGCGAACGUGGCUGCGAAUGCUCGCGGAACCAACGCUCGCCUGGAGCUGCUGACGCGUCUGCUGGAGCUCUUCGUGCAGCUCGGACUGGGUGGAGAGCGCGCCACUGAUCGCGCACCUGCUCCAGUACUCAAGGCCUCCGCCAGUGCUGGAAACCUGGGCGUACUCAUACCUGUUAUAGCGGUCCUAGUUAAAAGGCUACCACCAAUAAAGAAUCCUAAACCAAGACUUCACAAGUUAUUUAAAGAUUUCUGGCUGUAUUGUGUCGUUAUGGGAUUCACAGCUGCCGAAUCAGGUCUAUGGCCACAAGAGUGGUACGCGGGCGUGAAAGAGAUAGCAGUGAAAUCGCCCUUCCUUGUCUCGCAAACGUCAUUGCGUUCGGAAAUGCGCGAACUUCAGUACACUUCAGCUGUCAGAAAUGAUUCUGUCUCGCUCACUGAAUUACAAGAGCUGAAGACGCAGAUACUCAAUCUGUUAGAUCAUCCGCCAGAUGUCACUGUCAAUGUCAAUAAGUUGACGUUUGCGCCUUGCAUGUAUUUACUGAGCGUUUAUUGGCUGGAGACUUUGAGGGUUUGCAAUUCUCCGGAACCGAGUUUACAACCAAUUAUUGAAUAUUUGAGUGAUACGGCAUUGCAAAAAGACAAGAGUGGUAUGUGGCAAUGUGUAGCAAGUGUUGGUGACAAAGUAUUCCAGAAGUUUCUAGACGUGAUGUCAGAUAAAGUGAAGGACGAAUGUCGCGAGAGGGAGCUGGAGAGCCACGCGCAGUUCCUGCUGGUCAACUUCAACCACAUUCACAAGCAGAUCCGCCGCGUCGCUGACAAGUGGCUGGCGGGACUCGUCGACCGCUUCCCUCAUCUACUGUGGAACUGUCGGGUGCUAUGGUCAAUGCUGGAUAUACUGCAAGUGCUAAGCUUCAGUUUGGAACUGGACGCAAAUCAGGAAACACCUCUGCUUAAAGUUCCCGGCACUGAUUUCACUCUGCAACUGCAAGAUACAUUGGAAGGCCGAGAGGGUAUAGUAAAAGAUUUCGCAGAUCGUUGUCACGGUAUAGUACAAGAGGCGAUGAAAUGGGCUCCACAAUCGACCAGAUCGCAUUUGCAAGAAUAUCUGAAUCAGGUGCCAAACUCAACAUUAUGGCACCACUGCGGGCUGGCACUAGCGACGGGUGCACUACUUGGUGCCGCGGGACUAAACCGAGCGUCAGCACCUCUGCCCCGCGCCGCCCUCGACAAGCGCCCGCCUUGCGUCACACACGACUCCGCGGCACUACUUGCCGUAGUCUCACAACGUAGUAGAUACGCUGGUGAGGUAUCGGGUGCGGUGCACGCGGAGGGUGGGGGCGAGGCGGCGGUGUGGCGUGUGGGAGCUAAGCUGCACACUGCGCUGCGCGACGCCUGCACCAGUGGGAGCGAGACAGCGCACCGUGCCGCACUGUGGCGCGCAACCGCACUGCUCGUACACGCCCGACAUACUACGUCUGCGCAUGCGCAGUCCUCGCCCACUGCACGCACUUUACUGCAUAGUGUCGCAUGGUCGCAAGUGGACAUAUUCACGGAGGACGCGGUGACGACAGCGGUGGAAUGCUGGCAGUGGCUGACGACAGCGCGACCGGAUCUAGAGCUGCGUCUGCUGCAGGAGAUCUUCGCCGCGUGGCAAUGCACUGUGGAUAGAAAGAUGGGGCUCUUCUCUAAACAGCACGAUGAAAUCAGCCCCUUAGCCGCAUACGAAGGUUCUAAGUUGGAGCCGCGGCCUCCGUUCGUGGCGCCGCAUGCUGUGUGGGUGCGCUAUCUGUGCGAGGUGGCUGACACAGCUAAAUACAACAGCCUGGAGAAGGUCGAGAUGCUGGCCAGUCUGCUGCACAGGUCAUUACCAAUCACUGUUGGAGAUAUAAGAGAUCACAUCAACAGGCACGUAGAAGCGGCUGGAGUUAGAUUCAAGCUAUUAUCCUGUGGCCUGUCAUUACUACAGGGUGAUAUAUUACCACGUUCGUUAGCAAGGAAUAUACUACGUGAGCGUGUAUACAGCGUGUGUUUAGAUUACUUCUGCCGAGGUCUACAAUGUCCAGCUAAAAGUGCAGGCGCACUCAGAGAGGAUAUUAUGUCGUUGAUUAAAUUCUGGCAAUUAAUGCAUUCGGAUAAGAAAUAUUUGAAAAGUAGUGAUAUUGGUGAAUUCGAUACAAUGGGUCCCAGCAGCCAGCAGAGUAUAUACACAUCUAAUUCACCGACAGACAACAGAUCGUCUAUUAACAGUAGUGAUAUCGGCAGUCGACAGACAACAGGGUGGAUUAAUACGGUGCCGAUGUCAACAACGACGUUAAGUAGCGGCGCGGGGAGCGCGGCCGGCAAGCGCUCCAACCGCAGCGUCAAACCUCUCCUCAAGUCUCAGGAUACCUUCGUCAAGGAUUACGUCAGGAAGAGGAACUUGAUACUUGAACUUAUGGCUGUGGAGAUAGAGCUGCUGGUGACGUGGCACAAUCCUCACGCAAGACCGGAGCAGGCGGUGCCGGGCGAGGAUAACAUCGCCACCUGGAGAUCCAAGCCUAACACUGAACGCACCUGGCGAGACUACGCCAAGCACGCCUGGGACAUCAGCCCCGCACUCGCUGUGUUCCUACCUGAGAGGUUGAAGAAUGAAGCAAUAGUGAAGGAGAUCAGACGCAAAGUACAGUCGCAGCCGACCGCAGUGUGUCACAUUCCGCAGGCGCUUAAGUAUCUUGUCACUACAGAGACGUUACUUAGCGAUGCUCAUGAGCUGGUGCAUAUGGUGACAUGGGCACGUGUGAGCCCGGUGGAAGCAUUGUCGUACUUCAGCCGGCAGUACCCGCCGCACCCGCUGUCAGCGCAGGCGGCUGUCAACGCGCUCACCUCCUACCCAUCUUCUGCCGUGCUGCUGUAUAUACCACAACUUGUGCAGGCUCUCAGACACGACACGAUGGGGUAUGUAGCGGAGCUGAUCAAGUCUUUGGCUAAGAAGUCUCAAGUGGUGGCGCACCAGCUCAUCUGGAAUAUGCACACUAAUAUGUACACUGAUGAAGAGAUGCACCAUAAAGACUUGGCUCUCUACGAUAUUCUAGAGUCGUUAACAAAGAGUAUAGUGGACACACUGUCAGGGCCGGCUAAGGCUUUCUACGAACGAGAGUUUGAUUUCUUCAGUCAGAUCACAAAUAUUAGCGGAAUUAUACGACCUUAUCCGAAAGGUGCUGAACGAAAACGUGCCUGUUUGGAGGCACUUAAAAAUGUCAAGGUUCAACCAGGAUGUUACCUUCCUUCGAAUCCAGACUCUAUGGUUAUUGAUAUAGACUAUAAAAGCGGGACUCCGAUGCAGAGUGCUGCGAAGGCUCCGUACUUGGCGCGGUUCCGUGUACGCAAGUACGGUAUUGCGGAGAUGGAGGCCGUUGCUAUGGCAAUAGCGUCGGGAGAGGAACCGCCAAUUGAGGAGGGUAAGGACCGGUUCACAUCAAUAGCUGCGGAGACGUGGCAGGCGGCCAUCUUCAAGGUGGGGGACGACGUGAGACAAGACAUGCUCGCGCUGCAAGUCAUCUCCCUCUUCAAGAACAUCUUCCAGCAAGUCGGACUGGAUCUCUAUCUCUUCCCGUAUAAAGUUGUCGCCACCGCGCCCGGGUGCGGUGUGAUCGAGUGCGUGCCUAACGCGAAGUCACGAGACCAGCUCGGCCGACAGACUGACAUCGGCAUGUACGAGUACUUCAUCAAGAAGUACGGCGAUGAGACCACCAGGGAGUUCCAGGCUGCUCGCAGAUGUUUCGUGACGUCAAUGGCGGCGUACAGUGUUAUCGGGUUCCUGUUGCAGAUCAAAGACAGGCACAACGGCAACAUCAUGCUGGACACAGACGGACAUAUAAUACAUAUAGAUUUUGGGUUCAUGUUUGAGUCAUCUCCGGGCGGUAACCUUGGCUUCGAACCUGAUAUUAAACUGACUGAUGAAAUGGUGAUGGUGAUGGGCGGGAAGAUGGAGGCCCCGCCCUUCCGCUGGUUCUGUGAGCUUUGUGUGCAAGCCUUCCUUGCUGUCAGACCGUACCAAGAAGCUAUCAUAUCUAUGGUGUCCCUGAUGCUUGACACCGGUCUGCCUUGCUUCCGAGGUCAGACCAUCCGUCUCCUUCGCUCUCGUUUUGCACCCAAUUCAACAGAGAAGGAGGCAGCAGCAUACAUGCUCUCUGUCAUACGUAACUCCUUCCUUAACUUCAGAACAAGGACAUAUGAUAUGAUACAAUAUUAUCAGAACCAGAUACCUUACUAAAAUGAAUCCUAUUGCAAUAAGAAUAGAGUUUAAAAUCGAAUAAAGCGAGAUAAUUUCCAGAACAAAUCACACGUGACUUACAAAUACCAUAAUAAAAUGAACUUUAAAAUUAUAUGUAAUAGAGUCGAAAGUCUUUAAACUAUGUAUUGUACACAAUAUUUAAAUAAAUAAGCAAUAAUUAUAAUAUCCACUUUAGGGAACAAAACGAAUGGAUUGAUACCUAAUACUUAAAAAUCAGAAGACCUUUUAGGUUUACCUAAAUUAUACAAACAUACUUAAAAGAUUACACUACUGUGAAUUUAAAAAAAAGUGUUAAGCUGCCAAUUUCAUGGUGCGAA